Molecule: messenger RNA, 1784 nt
Organism: Drosophila obscura
Lineage: Eukaryota; Metazoa; Arthropoda; Insecta; Diptera; Drosophilidae
Gene: amd
Product: 3,4-dihydroxyphenylacetaldehyde synthase 2
Exons: 2
Coding region: 175-1680 (501 amino acids)
Biological process (GO): catecholamine metabolic process; amino acid metabolic process
Molecular function (GO): aromatic-L-amino-acid decarboxylase activity; pyridoxal phosphate binding
Source: RefSeq, a predicted model, not a curated record
GGCUUCACAUUGAACUUCAGGCUACGUAGUGAAGCAUCACCGGUGAUUUUCGUUUUUGCACAGUGUAAACAAACCGAACCGAAAGCAAAAAGCCAGAACAAACAGAACGUGAAAAGUGCAAAUAGAAACCGAGAUAUCGACUCAGCCAGAGAGGAAGAGGGAGAUAGUAACGCUAUGGAUGCCAAGGAGUUUCGGGAAUUUGGCAAGGCGGCAGUCGACUUUGUGGCCGACUAUCUGGAGAACAUACGCGACCAUGAGGUUUUGCCCUCUGUGGAGCCUGGCUAUCUCUUGGAUCUCUUGCCCAAACAGAUGCCCGAGGGGCCUGAACCUUGGACCGAGGUGCUGAGCGACAUUAAUCGCGUGAUCAAGCCAGGCAUCACCCACUGGCAGUCGCCCAAUAUGCACGGCUACUAUCCCACCAGCACAUCCUAUCCCUCCAUUGUGGGUGAGAUGCUGGCCAGUGGGUUCGGCAUCAUCGGCUUCAGCUGGAUUUGCAGUCCCGCCUGUACUGAGCUUGAAGUGGUGGUCAUGGACUGGCUGGCCAAGUUCCUCAAGCUUCCCGAGCACUUCCAGCAUGCCAGCGACGGGCCUGGCGGUGGUGUGAUUCAGGGCUCCGCGAGUGAAGCCGUUCUGGUAGCCGUUCUGGCCGCCCGGGAGCAGGCAGUGAUCAGCUGCAAGGAGACGCAUCCCGAACUGAGUGAGAGCGAGGUGCGAGGCAAGUUAAUCGCCUACUCCUCCGACCAGAGCAACAGUUGCAUCGAGAAGGCGGGAGUGCUGGCGGCCAUGCCCAUUAAGUUGCUGCCGACUGGCGAUGAUCUGAUCCUGCGGGGCGAUACGCUGGCGAAGGCAAUCGAGGACGAUGUGGCAGCUGGACUGAUACCGGUCAUAUGUGUUGCCACCUUGGGCACCACAGGGACGUGCGCCUAUGACGACAUCGAUUCGCUGGCCGAUGUCUGUCAGACCUUGAAAGUGUGGCUUCACGUGGAUGCAGCCUAUGCAGGGGGCGGCUUUGCCCUUGAAGAGUGCGCGGAGCUGCGCAGGGGACUAGAUCGCGUGGACUCGCUGAACUUCAACCUGCACAAGUUCAUGCUAGUUAAUUUCGACUGCUCGGCUAUGUGGCUGAAGGACGCCAAUAAGGUAGUGGACAGCUUCAACGUGGACCGCAUCUACCUGAAGCACAAGCACGAGGGCCAAUCUCAAAUACCAGACUUUCGCCACUGGCAGAUCCCUCUGGGCCGCCGUUUCCGUGCCCUCAAGGUGUGGAUUACAUUCCGAACUCUUGGCGCCGAGGGACUGCGCAGUCAUGUACGCAAGCACAUCGCGCUGGCCCAACAGUUCGAGGAAUUUGUAAAGAACGACUCGCGUUUCGAAAUGGUUGCCCCCCAAGCACUGGGGCUGGUCUGCUUCCGUCCCAGGGGUGACAAUGAACACACCGCUCAGCUUCUUCAACGACUCAUGGAGCGCAAAAAGAUCUACAUGGUGAAGGCCGAGCAUGCGGGACGCCAGUUCCUCAGAUUUGCCGUCUGCGGCAUGGAUGCAAAGCCCUCCGACAUUGAGUUUGCCUGGACAGAGAUCGAGACGCAGCUGACGGCCCUCCUGGCUGAGAAAUCGCUGGCUGCUCGGAAAACCCGGCAAUGUUUCCGAUCUGACGCAUCACUUUCAGAUGCAUCUGGCCAGUGAUAGCGGGACCCACGAGAAGUCGCAGUGACGACAAUAGCGCCCGAUUCCUAUACAAUUGAACUAUUUAUGUUUAGGAUGUCCUUAGUUUGUUUUGUAGUUAUUAG